Molecule: messenger RNA, 4918 nt
Organism: Gadus morhua (Atlantic cod)
Lineage: Eukaryota; Metazoa; Chordata; Actinopteri; Gadiformes; Gadidae
Gene: uba6
Product: ubiquitin like modifier activating enzyme 6
Exons: 32
Coding region: 207-3290 (1027 amino acids)
Biological process (GO): protein sumoylation
Cellular component (GO): SUMO activating enzyme complex; cytoplasm
Molecular function (GO): SUMO activating enzyme activity
Source: RefSeq, a predicted model, not a curated record
UCACACACACACAGACACACACACAAACAUACAUACACAAAUACACGCACAAACAACCUUAAUGGAAGAGUUACUCUGUCAGGCUUAGCAUAGGACUAUAAUUGCCUUCGGUUGCUUCAAGAGAGCCGAUACAAAGCAAAGCUAGCGGAGAGUAGUCUAGCGACUUUUUCUUGCACCAGCGGAUUUCCCCCUCUUCCCCUCCCGCUAUGGCUGCAGAUUCAAUGGAGAUCGACGACUCUCUGUACAGCCGUCAGCGCUAUGUACUGGGAGACACCGCUAUGCAAAAGAUGGCCCAGUCUUCAGUCUUCCUCAGUGGAAUGGGCGGAUUGGGAAUUGAGAUAGCCAAGAAUAUUGUCCUUGCUGGUGUUAAGACAGUAACCCUACAUGACACCAAGCAGUGUGAAGUUUGGGAUCUGGGCAUCAACUUCUUCAUCCGCCAAGACGAUGUGUUCAACCAGAGGACGAGGGUGGAAGCUGUUUUCCCAAGGAUAGUGGAGCUGAACCCUUACGUUCAUGUUGAGAAGUCUUCAUCCACUCUGGAUGACAACACUGACCUCAGCUUCCUCAGAAAGUACCAAUGUGUUAUUUUGACUGAAGCCAGCCUGAAUCUCCAAAAGAGAGUGAACGAGUUCUGCCACUCACAAGAGCCUCCCGUCAGAUUCAUCAGUUGCAGUGCCCAUGGGAUCUGCGUGAGGGUGUUCUGUGACUUUGGGGAUGACUUCGAGGUGUCGGACCCCACGGGGGAGGAGCCCAAGGAGAUCUUCAUCCAGAGCAUCACUCAGGGCAGCCCAGGGGUGGUGACUUGCAUGGACAACCGGCCGCACGGCCUGCAGAACGGCCAGUCCGUCCUCUUCAGGGAGGUCAACGGCAUGCAGGAGCUCAACGGCAGCACGCGGCCAGUGACAGUCCUUUCGCCUCAUAGUUUUUCAAUAGAAGACACAUCCCAUCUCCGACCCUAUGCACAUGGAGGUUUCUUUGCCCUGGUGAAAACGCCCAUGACGUUCAGCUUCGAGACGAUGGAGAAACAGCUGUGGGGUCCUCAGGUUCUGACCCCAGACUUCAGUAAACCAGAGGCACCGCUACAGAUCCACGCAGCCAUGUUGGCUCUGGACACCUUCCAGGAGCAGCAGGGGAGGAUGCCCAACAUCGGGUGUCUACAGGAUGCCGAGGUUUUAGUGAAGCUCACGGAGGAAGUCAACGGCCGGCUCAAGAAUAAAGCUCCAGUGAACGCUGAGCUGGUGCGCUGCCUUUCCCGGACAGCGAGAGGCGCCCUCCCCCCGUUGGCGGCGGCUGUAGGCGGCCUGGCCAGUCAGGAAGCGCUCAAGGCCCUGACCGGGAAGUUUUCCCCGCUGCAGCAGUGGUUUUACCUGGAUGCUAUCGAGUUGUUUCGGCCGCUCCAGUCUCUUCCCGUGGAGGAGUUCUCCAGCAGGGGCGACCGCUACGACGGUCUUAGAGCCUGCAUCGGAGAGUCAAUGUGUCUGGAGCUGCACAAGCUCAGGGUGUUCAUGGUGGGCUGUGGCGCCAUCGGCUGUGAGAUGCUGAAGAACUUUGCUAUGCUCGGCGUUGGAUUGGCAAAGUGCUCGGGAGAGGUGUUCAUUACAGACCCGGACCUCAUAGAGAAAUCCAACCUUAACCGACAGUUUCUCUUCAGGCCAUAUCAUAUACAGAAGCCCAAGAGCAGCACGGCGGCGGCGGCCACGCUGGAGAUCAACCCGGAGCUGCAGGUGGACGCCCACCUGCACAAGGUGUGCCCCGCAACCGAGGGCACCUACAGCGACGCCUUCUACUCCCGCCUGCACCUGGUGGUGACGGCGCUGGACAACGUGGAGGCCCGCAGAUACGUGGACAGUCGAAGUGUAUCCAAUCAGAAAGCUCUCCUGGAUUCGGGGACGAUGGGAACCAAAGGACACACAGAGAUCAUUGUGCCAAACCUGACAGAGUCCUACAACAGCCACCGGGACCCCCCUGAGGAGGAGAUCCCGUUCUGCACCCUGAAAUCCUUCCCAGCGGUCAUAGAGCACACCAUCCAGUGGGCCCGGGACAAGUUUGAAAGCGGGUUCACUCAAAAGCCCUCCACCUAUAACCUCUUCUGGCAGACUCACUCUUCGGUGGAAGCAGUGCUUCAGAGGAUGCAGUCGAGGGAGAGUCUGGAGGGGGCUUUCCAGGUCAUCAAGCUGCUGAGCAAGCGGCCCAGCCAAUGGGAGCACUGCAUCAUCCUGGCUCGCCUUAAAUUUGAGAAAUACUUCAAGAAAAAGGCCCUUCAACUGCUGCACUCCUUUCCUCUGGACACGCGGUUAAAGGACGGCAGUUUGUUUUGGCAAUCACCCAAAAGACCCCCGUCGCCUAUUGAAUUCAACUUGAAAGACAAUUUGCACCUCACCUUCGUCGUCAGUAUGGCCCGGCUGUUUGCCGGGAUCUAUAACAUCCCCUACUCCGAGAAGGAUCAAUGUGAAGAGUAUGUGGCCAGGGUUCUCGGCGAGGUCACCAUCCCAGAAUACAAACCCUCAGAGAAGCCAAUCGAGACGGACGAGUCGGCCAAGAAGCCAGACCAGCAGAAGCUGGCGCUGAGCAGUGAAGAGGAGAGGGAGGCCAUCACACAGCUGGAGGGAGCCAUCGCCGCCAGACACGUCAGCCCAGAGUGGCUGCAGGUGUCCCCCAUGCAGUUUGAGAAGGACGACGACGCCAACGGACACAUGGACUUCGUGGCGUCGGCGUCGGCCCUCCGGGCGAGGAUGUACGCCAUCGAGGCCGCCGACCGCCUGAAGACCAAGCGCAUCGCCGGCAAGAUCAUCCCCGCCAUCGCCACGUCGACGGCCGCCGUGGCUGGACUGGUGGCGCUGGAGCUCAUUAAGGUGGUCGGCGGCUAUGGAUUUGAAUCGUUCAAAAACUGCUUCUUCAACCUGGCCAUCCCCGUGGUGGUGCUCACGGAGACCGCGCCCGUCAAACGCACACACAUCAGGGACAACAUUUCCUUCUCCAUCUGGGACCGGUGGACCAUCUACGGCCAUGACACCUUCACCCUCUCUGACUUCAUCAGCGCAGUGAAGGAGAAGUACGGCAUCGAGCCCACCAUGGUGGUCCACGGCGUGAAGAUGCUCUACGUGCCUGUGAUGCCCGGACACAACAAGAGGCUGAAGCUGACGAUGCACAAGCUGAUCAAGCCGCCGUCGGAGCGCCGCUACGUGGACCUGACCGUGUCCUUCGUGGCCGAGGCCGACGAGGACGAGGACCGCCCCGGCCCCCCCAUCAGGUACCACCUCCACCGCCGGGCGGGCGGCGAGACGCCCUGACGACCCGGCGGGACCACCGUCGACAUCCUCUGACCCUAGCGAGCGUCUCCCCAUGCAUCUUGUUCUACCCACCAUUGCCUCGGCCGUUGCCAAACGCUCCCCUUGCCCCCCACCCUACACAUCACCAUCAAGGGAUCCAACUAGGGGGGGAAACCAUGGCCCUUAUAUAGCAAGUCUCCUCAGCAGCCCCUCGUAUAACGGUCCGGAACAAGGAUGGCCAGUGCUGGUUCCAGUGGUCGACAUCCUGUGUGGACCACUAUGUGACUAAAGUAGCACUUAGCCCUGUACAUAAUUUCUUUUCAAAUUUGGGUUUUCUACUCUGGUUUAAAUGCACAGCUCUGUCUGUAUCAAUGCCUUAAUUGAUAACUCUGUUGCGUUUGUGGCAAAGAGUCUCUCAACCGAAUACGUUUACAGAUGCCUUCAUCCAACCCUUAACAUUAGGUUUUUAUUUCAAAGCCCUGACAGACGGUAGAAGAGGAGCUUAGAGUGACGCUGAGGUCAAUAGGGAGACGUCAGUAGGAGCUUGUUUAACGGGACGAGGGAAUGCCGUUGUAGACGUGUUGCAGGUUAAUGGGCUUGGGCAAACCCACCAAAGAUACUGAUUAGAAGUGUGUCUCCACAUCAGCUGCGUCCCUGUGACCUCCACUGCCUGGUUUCUGACACGAGGGGUUUCAAGAAAGUGUUUAAGAUCGAUAGCAUGGUGGUUGUCUGUGCAAUGCAAUGUUUCAGUUUGGAAGAACUUUGGAAUAUACUUGAAUGGACUUGCUCGCGGUUUAGGUUUCAUCCCGGGUCCUUGGAAAUAAAUAGUUUUAGUUUUUUUUUAUUUAGAAAUGGGGCAUCUGUAACAGGAAUCACCACCAACACUCCUGCAUUCGUGGAAAAAUAUUUUUUUCUUUUAAAUUCAGUCAAACACAAUGUUGUCGACCACGUCACUGGAAGUUUGUCCAAUGACAUUUAUUUGUAGUUUUUUCUGUCACCAUGUUGUUUGAGACCGCGCCUCUUAAACAUCUGUCCAGCCGUGGUGUGCUGGUUAAGUGUUCAACAGUUAGAGGGCACCUAUUUAACCAGUGUGUGUGGUCAGUGUGAUUAGCCAUCGCAAGCCAUUUCAGAAUCGGCCUUGCCCUGUAUCAUAGUCACAUCACAAGUGGCAGGCUCGUCCAUCAGUUAUACAUUCAGGUGGACCCUCCAACUUGUGAUGUCACCAAGUCACAGGGCAGAUUUAGAAAUGGCUUUCAAUGGCUAAUCACUCGCACCUGGUGGUUAAAUGAGGGCAAUUUAUCAGUCAACCCCAGCACUAAAGGCAUUGUCUAAAUCAAGACCGCUCUCCUGGUUCAGGUUCCCAGAAAUGUUCUUCUUUUAACUUGGCUUGUGAUUGAACUAAGUUAAUCUCUGGUCUUGGGUUUCAUUGAAAUAUCCACUCUAAAUGAUUGAUCUUCAGUUGAUCUAGGUCGCACAAAAUGCUUCCCCUAUCGUAUUUAUUCCCUCCUUUAAAAAAAAUAUGAGAAACCCAAGCUGGCUAAGUUUGUUUUGCACAAAUAAUGUCUAAACGCUGACCGUGGUAGAUUUGCAAUUUAAUGAUGUCAUAAAUGUAAAAAAAUAUAAAUAAAAGGAAAUUCAAAACAGUGCAA